Ailuropoda melanoleuca (giant panda) is the source of this 594-nucleotide messenger RNA. Its product is annotated as lysozyme C, milk isozyme. Lineage: Eukaryota; Metazoa; Chordata; Mammalia; Carnivora; Ursidae. The record is from RefSeq and is a predicted model, not a curated record. Gene Ontology annotation, molecular function: lysozyme activity. The transcript has 4 exons. Bases 26 to 472 code for a protein of 148 amino acids.
GACUCAGGUCCCACCAGAUUCAGAAAUGAGGUCUAUUCUGAUCGUCACCCUCCUCAGCUGCUUCUGGGCAGUAAAUGAGGCCAAAGUCUUCUCCAAGUGUGAGCUGGCCCACAAGCUGAAGACCAUGGGAAUGGAUGGCUACCAUGGCCAAAGCCUGGCAAGCUGGGUCUGCAUGGCUCAGUAUGAGAGUAACUUCAACACCCAGGCCUUUAAUGGGAAAAAUGACAAUGGCAGUAGUGACUAUGGGAUCUUUCAGCUGAACAACAAGUGGUGGUGCAAAAACGGCUACCGUUCCUCGGCAAAUGGUUGCGGCACAACGUGCAGCAAGUUUCUGGAUGACGACAUCGAUGAUGACAUCAUCUGUGCCAAGAGGGUUGUGAGAGACCCUAAAGGGAUGUCUGCCUGGAACGCCUGGGUAGACCACUGCCAGGGCAGGGAUUUGUCCAAAUACCUGGCCAGCUGUAAGCUGUGAGACGGUCAUUGAAUAUGGCUCUUGGAGGAGGGAGCCCAGAAGGCAGGGUAAUUCUUCAAGGUUCUUGGAAGCUCUGAAUGUCCCCUGCUCUCUGCCUCCAAAAUAAAAGUUACUCAAGUUCA